AUGUCUCGUGCUCACCGUUCCUUGAACCUGUCGCCCGGCGGGCCCGCAGUGAACGUCGCGCUCAUGGACGACUUUCUGGCAGCUCCACCGGACUUCUUCACUUUUGCCCGGGACGACGGCCGAAAGAAGAGGCGCCGUCCGCGGCUCACUCACGACCCGGAACGGGUAAUCGUCUGCGCUCGGUCUGCCAAGUUCCUGAACUCCAAAGGCGGAUGUCUGAUGGUUCGCAACGAGAGUGAUCUUGAGACGAUCACGGAGGACCUGCUUACUCUUCCACUCGUCUUCAGUGUUCUCGUGAAGCGCUAUCACAAGUCUGGUAGCACAUCCAUCGCAGAAAAAGGUAAAGCAGUCGUGAUCGUGAACACACAGCAUCCGGUGAUCAAAGAGCACUUUGAGAAGCUGCUUUCAAAGGCCAUGAGGCUGAUGCGUAAAGGAAAGAGGUUCGCACUCGAGUUUGACUUCAAUAAAGUGAUCGAGGAGUGGAUGCAGUCUGCCUUCGUGUGGGCUGGACACGACGAUGGAGACACAUCCUGCUUGGACAGACAGGCACUGUACGUCAGCAUGCACGGUAAGGUCACCGUAACAAACCACGGUCGGAAGGCGGAGGUGUUCGCUUGCAGGGAUGUUAUCAAAUCUGAGGAGCUAGCCAUGUGGUGGGCGCUGUGCUUUCCCUGCUGUCUGUGCGUUUGCCCAGUGUACAAGGUUCAGAGGGCGUUACUGGUGACGGACUUGGGUGGGCGUGUCGAGGGCGUGAAUGUCAUAGUCUUUCUACCUCUAGGAGAGCUGGGAAGUGUCCCCUCCGUUACCCAAGCUCCUCUGCCCAGUGUUGGUGACUCCAUCGUAGCUGGACGAGAAGAGAACUAA
Messenger RNA from Patiria miniata (bat star), 864 nucleotides. RefSeq lists its product as uncharacterized. Bases 1 to 864 code for a protein of 287 amino acids. The record is from RefSeq and is a predicted model, not a curated record. NCBI's taxonomy places the organism in Eukaryota, Metazoa, Echinodermata, Asteroidea, Valvatida, Asterinidae. The transcript is spliced from 6 exons.